AUGAUGAGAGGUUUGGCAUUAGAGCGGUGGAGGGAUUAUUUCCGGACAUCAAAUUCAGAGAUGUUUGAUAUAAUCGAUCAUGCAAUAAUGGUGGCAGCUUUGGAUUGUCCUAAAGAUGGGUGGAAGGGACUGGUGGAUGAAUGGUUUAGUGCGACGGACGCUAUUGUGAAUGAAGAGGGUACUCCCGAAUCUAUGAAUCCAUCUGUCGUUGAUGAAGUAGAAGAAGAAGGGCUUCCAUUUCCGCCAUUAGAUGAAGGAGCUUUCUUUGCGACUCAACCUACAUCAAUGGAACUCUCACAGUUCUUCGAUGGCAUGGAUGAUGAUGGAAAUCCACGAAGCAGUGCCGAAUUCAAAAGGAAGGAUGACAAGAGUCAACAAAUUAAAGAACCUGCUGCAAAUCCUAAUAGCAAGCCCUCGAGCAUAAAUACCAAGUCCAGGAGACCCCCGAAAAACAAUGCGGAGCAAAAGUCCAGCACAGAAUCAAGGUUGCUGCAGACACCGGAUAAGAUGGCUGUCCCGAAGAAGCCUCUCGGCAGUCAACAAGAUAAAUUCAAAACAUCGGAUGAACUUUCCGUCCAGCAAAAGCUUGGGGCCACAAAAAGGAAGCUUCAAGAACGAUAUGAACAGGCCGAGAAUGCCAAGAGGAAGCGGACAAUACAGGUAAUGGAGUUGCAUGACCUUCCGAAGCAAGGGUCUAGCGACAAGAACCAUAAUCGGCACCGUGUAAAUGGAGGCCUAUACCCGAGUUUACUCGGAACCGAUUAG
Hibiscus syriacus is the source of this 765-nucleotide messenger RNA. Its product is annotated as probable mediator of RNA polymerase II transcription subunit 26b. The record is from RefSeq and is a predicted model, not a curated record. Lineage: Eukaryota; Viridiplantae; Streptophyta; Magnoliopsida; Malvales; Malvaceae.